This is a messenger RNA of Pelobates cultripes (western spadefoot toad), 33930 nucleotides long. NCBI's taxonomy places the organism in Eukaryota, Metazoa, Chordata, Amphibia, Anura, Pelobatidae. The record is from the annotation of a GenBank genome assembly.
AUGGCUGGCAUGAGGUAGGUCAUGACCUGACUGGCAACCAUGGUCCGUGCUGCUCACCCUGCACUGUGCCCCAGGGAGGGUCCCCAGCUACCCCAUGGCUCAUAUCAUCCUGGGGGAACAAAGUGCUGCCCAGCCUGCACUGUGCCCCAGGGAGGGUCCCCAGCUACCCCCAUGGCUCACUGAGGGCACAUUCAUAUCAUCCUGGGGGGAACAAAGUGCUGCCCAGCCUGCACUGUGCCCCAGGGAGGGUCCCCAGCUACCCCCAUGGCUCACUGAGGGCACAUUCAUAUCAUCCUGGGGGAACAAAGUGCUGCCCAGCCUGCACUGUGCCCCAGGGAGGGUCCCCAGCUACACCAUGGCUCACUGAGGGCACAUUCAUAUCAUGCUGGGGGAACAAAGUGCUGCCCAGUGCCCAGCUGGGGGUCUGCUCUCCUGCAUGAAACAUUAUUUAUUAUUAUCGUUAGUCUUUAUUAUUAUUACUAUUUUAUUUAUUUUCAUUAUUGUUACUAUUUAUUAUUAUUAUUUUUUAUUAUUAUUAGUAUUAUUAUUAUUUAUUUCUGCAUACUCCAGCACUUUGGAAAUGUGUGAUGAAGUGAUCUAUGCUGAAAAUGUGGUGGAGGUUGUAGCAAAAUUGUGUCGUAUGUGAAGCUGCAUUGUGCUCUCAACGUGCCAGGUGUCUUAUUUGUGUUUAUGAAUAAUAAAAGGAGCCAAGAUAUUUUUUUGCAUUAUUUGCAAUGGGUAUCAUAGCACUACCUUCACCACAAUUAAAAAAAAAAAAAACUCUGAACGCAUAAGUACCUUGCGAUCUAGGUAAAUUCACUAAAAAAUAAACACCACAAAAAAAAAAAAAAUCAAGUCCAAGAUCCAAUCUGUAUCUGUAAAGGGGGGGGAUGCAAUGGAGUCUAGGAAUACCCUAAGCGAGUUCAUAUUUACCCCAACGCUUUACCAUAGUAUCUUCCACUACAGUAUAUCAAUUAAACAAAAUCACAAUUAACAUAAAUGUCCACCUUCCACAAGCAUUUAAAUAAAAAUUUAGAACACUUUUGGAAUUAUUGAACAUUCUUAUAGUUAAUACUUAUCAGAUUCAAAACACAAGUUAAUGUUUACGAAGUUCCAUUUGUUUUAACUUUUAUGUGCCCUAGAUAACAAAAGGUGUCUUAUGUCAAGUCUGCUAAUACAGUAUUGCUUGAUACAAAUCGAUUUCUUCUAUUUUUAUAUAGGUGGCUUAUAAAAGUGUUCUGAACAAUUCUAAUGAAUGUUUCAGUAAUAUUGUAAGAUAUGCAUGGGUGGGAUAGGCAUAAGGCUAUCCUAACCAUAAGAUAAGGCUAGGGACUAAUGAAAGUAUUUAGAAAAUUGGGCAGACAAGAUGGGCCGAAUGGUUCUUAUCUGCCGUCACAUUCUAUGUUUCUAUUUUUCGUUUCUUGCGAACUGUGGUUUGGCUUAUUCUCAUGCAAUGAGCAAUUGUGUCAAUACAUUUAAAGCCUGUUUGUGGUAGGCCACAACCCAUAUAGAGUUUUAGUGAUGCUCUAAUUCUACAUGGUUUAAAAAAAUAACCAUGUACAUUACUAACAGGGUUAUUUACAAAGGUGUGAAUUUCAAAUUUAUGGGCAAAAUACUUGAGUUGGAAAAAUUCUCACAAGUCCGCUAUGCUUCCAAUUUGGCUCUUAAACAAAGUGAUUUAAAGGAAAACUAUAGUGCCAGGAAAACAAACUCGUCUUCCGGGCACUAUAGCUUCCCCCUAUGUCAAGCCUAACCCAUGGUGCAGAAGGUGUUAGUAACCCAUUCUGUCGCUUACCUGCGUCCAGCGCCGAUGUCCCUCAGUGCUGACUGUGCUCCACCCACACUUUUCCCCUGCCGACUAGGGAGACCUAAUGAGCCUGCGCGGCAAUGCUGAAGUGGUCUGGGUGCCUACAGUGUCCCUUUUAACUCCUAAAUGGCAGAGAAUUGAGCAGUUGAACUGCAGGGGCAUGAUCUAUACUCCAAAAUCAAUCAAUUAAGUUAACGUCUCUUUAAUCUAAAGUUUGUAAUUCACCUUUAAUUCCUGACAAUUUUCACUUUAGUGAAUGCAGUCAUUAAAUGAUGGAUAUGAUUGCCUAUUAACCUAUACAACAUUGCAGGGGGGUGCGUAUGGAUUUUUGGUACUUCUAUUUAAAAUAAAUAAUAUUUUUUUUAAAAGCUUCAUGUCCUCCCAAGAGGGUCCUAAGCAAGUAAGCAGGGCCGGCUCUCAGUGGGCCGGCAGGGGAGAGCAAAAGAUCUCCCCUGUCGGCCAGGGCACAUGGGCAUCACACUGGGGCCCCCGGGCAAGUACUCAGCAUACCCAUGCAGAAAGACGUCCCUGGUGUUAUGUGAUUGUGGUGAUCGCCUGUCAGCACAAUCACUGAUACAAUAUUAAAGGACCACUAUAGUGCCAGGAAAACAUACUCGUUUUCCUGGCACUAUAGUGCCCUGAGGGUGCCCCCACCCUCAGGGACCCCCUCCCGCCCGGCUCUGGAAGGGGGAAAGGGGUUUAAACUUACCUUUUUCCAGCUGGUGAGAGCUCUCCUCCUCCUCUCCGCCUCCGUCAAGCCGCCCGUUGAAUCGCGCCAGCGGCAAGAGCUUCUUGGCGCUUUCAUCUCAGAAAGCAUUUACAAUGCUUUCCUAUGGACGCUAGCGUGCUCUCACUGUGAUUUUCACAGUGAGAAGCACGCAAGCGCCUCUAGUGGCUGUCAAUGAGACAGCCACUAGAGGAUUAGGGGGAAGGCUUAACCCAUUCAUAAUUAUAGCGGUUUCUCUGAAACUGCUAUAAUUAUGAAAAAAUGGGUUAACCCUAGAAGGACCUGGCACCCAGACCACUUCAUUAAGCUGAAGUGGUCUGGGUGCCUAGAGUGGUCCUUUAAUUCAAACACCACUGUGGCUUUGCUCCCAUCAUCUACACAGGGUCGUUUAGAAUGUCCCACGGUGUCUGAGGUACCCCCAAACUUCACCUCCUAUUAAAUAACCCCAUUUGUUUUCAAUUGCUUGCGUCAUAACCAGCAUUGAUGUUUGCAAGCCAUUCAAUUAUUUUAAACUUUUUAUGAUGGAUGGCAUCUUUGAACAUAUGGUUGAACAAACUAAUUUGUAUUUCAGCCAAUAUCUCGCUGCCAAUCCUGAAUUUCACUAUAGCAGGAAGAACACAUGGUACCUCACUGAAAUAAGGAGGCUUUUGCUUUGAUGAUGGCUAUAGGGAUUGUAAAAAUACCCAGCCUUGUAAGUCAGGGCUUGAAAAAUUUGCUUUGAAUCUAGGAGCCAGCUAAAAAAGUUAGGAGACAGAUUUUUAAAAUACAAUUCUUAAAGGGACACUAUAGUCACCGGGACCACUCCAGCUUAAUGUAGUGGUUCUGGUGUCUAUAGCCUGUCUUUGCAGACUUUUCCGAGAAAAGGCAGUGUUUGCGUUGCUUCUUAGUGACACCUCUUGUGACCAUCACUCAGACGGUCACUAGAGGUGCUUCUUGUGUCAGUGUUGCACAGUGUGCAGCACCUACAUUCAGCGUCUCCACGCUCUGCAUGGAGGCGCUGAACGUUCCCCAUAGAGAUGCAUUGAUUCAAUGCCUCUCUAUGAGGAGAUGCUGAUUGGUGCAGCGUUUGACCGGCACACGCAGCAUCCCAUCACACGCUCGCAUCCCGUGACACAGACCCACACACACACCAAGACAGAGAGACCCACACAUAAUUGCUUGAUGUAAUGCCUUUGAAGGGUGCAGUGUGCAACCGGCUGGGGCACUAUAGAGGCAGGCGGCAUGCUUGCUACACGAAUAGAAGGUGGGCAGCGAAGGAGCUGUGAUGGCUCUGCUCCAUCAAGCACCGCUUAUUGAGACCGGGGCCGGAAUAUGAUGUCAAAUCUCUGCACUGGUCUCAUUAAGCGACGCAAAGGGGAGCAGAGACAUCACAGCUCCUUCGUUGCCCACCUUCUAUUCGCGCAGUCAGCAUGCCGCCUCCAUAAUCCUCCAGCUUGCCGCCAGCCGCCCACUCUGGAGGUAAGGGGCUCGCAUAUCCCAGGCACCAAGGCAUAAUUCCUAGGUGCCAUGACAACCUGGCGCCGGGGAUUUGUCGAGCCCUGUUGUACGUUAUUGGUACAAGAGCUCCAUCCUAUCCAAGGGAAAGGAAUGCCCUGUGUUGUCUACUUUUGAAAAUAACGUGCCAUCAUCGGGUAAUUUUUCUUUCCUUGAAUGCCAUAUUGUCUCAAAUGCAACAUAUAAUGCAUAUCAGGAUUAUGAAAUUUCAUGUGAAAAUGGAAUUCAUUUAUAUGAAAAAACACUAAUGAAAGUAUUACCAUUAUAUGUGACUAGACCAAAUAUCCCAAAAUGUGCAUUUGAAAUAUCCUGGGUUACCUACUUUUGAAAAUGUUAUGCCAUAAUGGUGAAAAUUUUAUUCCCUUGGCUUCCAUACUAUCUCAGAGGUGACAUAUGCCCAGAAAAUCACUUUGUCAGAUUUUUAAGUUUGAAAUGAGCAUGUAAUAUAUUUCACCUGUGACCUGUUCAGCCUAAAAACUGGAAAUCUGCACUUGGGGCAGCAUUAUUUUCUUGAGACGGUGUUACAUAAAAUUAUUGGGGGUUUAUUGCACAUCAGUGCAGAAAAUUACUUUGUAAAAUUUUCAUGUAUGAAGACUGGGGAGGGACUACUGUUGUACUCGUGAGACAUAGCUGAACACAAGUAUGAGUGUUUCCUCCGAGUAAAACUGAUCAGCCACAACCUUAAAGGGAUCCUAUAGUGCCAGAAAAACAAACCCGUUUCCCUGGCACUAUAGGCUCUUGGAGGGCCCCGUUCCCUCUGCGCUACUUACCUUAAUCCAGCGCCGGGCUCCCUCAGCGCUGGUGACCUCUCCUCCCCCGGCGAUGUCCGCUCCAAAGUGGAGCCGAAUGCAUGGCCAGAGGCGCGCACAUUCAAACCCACCCGUAUAAAAGCAUCACUCAAUGCUUUCCUACGGGGAUCUGAUGCUGAAAUCCGUGUAAAUCGCAAAAACAGCCUCUAUUGGCUGUCAGGGAGACAGCCACUAGAGGCUAGAUUAACCCUCAAUGUCAACAUCGCAGUGUCUCUGAAACUAUGUAUUCAGCUGCCGGGUUAAAACUAGGGGGACCUGGCACCCAGAUAACUUCAUUGAGCUGAAGUGGUCUGGGUGCCUAUAGUGGUCCUUUAAGUCCACCAACAGGUGAAGGGAAUGGGUGCCUAUAGUGGUCAUUUAAGUCCACCAACAGGUGAAGGGAAUAAUGUUGAUUGUAUCAAUACAGUGGGAUAUAUUAGGCAGCAAGUGAACAAACCGUUUUUGAAUUUCAUGUGUUAGAAGCAGGAAAAAGUUGGCAAGCAAAAAGAUCUACGUGACUUUGACAAGGGAAAAAUAGUGAUGGCUAGAUGACUGGAUCAGGGUAACUUCAAAACGGCACGUUUUGUGGGGUGUUUCCGGUAUGCAGUGGUUAGUACCUACCAAAAGUGAUGCAAGUAAGGACAACCGGUGAACUGGUAUAAGGGUCAUGGGUGCCAAAGGCUCAUUGAUGCACGUGGAGAGCGAAGGCUUAUCCAUCUGAUGCGAUCACACAGAAGAACUGCUGUAGCUCAAAUUGCUAAAAAAAAACAAAAAAAAACACAAAUAAGUCCCUAAUGCUGGCCAUGAUAGCUCUCCGAACACACAGUGAUUCGCAGUUUAAUGAGAAAUCUUUGCAAGGCAGGCAUUACCAGGAAAUAGCAGGAAAGGCUAUCUAAUAGUCAGGGUGGUGUAACAAGGUAAUUUUAUAAAUGUAAUAAUUUCUGUUGAAUUCAGCACUUUUUGUAAAAUUGGCUGGGUGGAGGGUGAAGCAGUCUUUUCACACAUAGAAGUACUUUUGUCGAAGUGCUUUAGGGGUCUGGAUAGUUUAAGGUUUCUCAUGAUACUCCUUAGUGGGGAGAGGGGGAGGAGGGGGGGGGGGAAUACCUUUUUAAUUUAAGACAAAGCUUCAAGGCACAGAAAUGCAUGUUAUGUAAAUCUAUGCCAAUGCCCUAAUAUCACAUCACAACAUAUUGUUGCAAGUAUAUUGUUGCAACAUAUUGUUGCAAGUUGCACUUUUGAUACUGACGUUCAGUCUCACACUCUGCAUGGAGACACUCAACUUUCCUCAUAGAGAUGCAUUGAUUCAAGACAUCUCUAUGUGGAGAUGCUGAUUGGCCAGGGCUGUGUUUGGACACUGCUGGCUCAGCCCCUGGCCUGCCUCCUUGAAUGUCUUGACCAAUCCAAUGCUUUCCUAUGGAAAAGCAUUGUGAUUGGCGUUGAUAAACAUUUCUGAUGAUGUCAGGCAAGUAGACAGAUCAAGGACAAAGCCAGCAGCAGCAGACUGAAAUAAAGGUUAGAUUUUGCUUUAUUUAUGGGGAGGGAAAGUGCUAGAUGGUGGUUUUAACACUAUAGGGUUAAGAAUACAUGUUUGUGUUACUUUUAAACAAAUCUGAAGUUAUUUUAAAUAUGAAUUAUUCAUCUGAUUGCAAAUAUCAAAGAUUCAAACAACCAGCAGGAAUCAGUCUUUUACAUAUGAAAAUUAUGAUAUAAAUCGAAUCUUACGGACUAGUGAUUUAAAGCGAAAAUUCAAAUCAAGUCCAGGCUUGUAUAGACCCUUGUGUAUCUGACGCUAAUGUUUAGUGAGCCAGUAGCCAUAUUCUACAUACUACAAUUUUCUAUCUGAUUCUUCUACAGUGUCUGUAUUGGAUACACAGGAAGAAGACAAAUAGGACAGAAUGAAGGGGUCAUAAUUUAAAGGAACAAACCCGUAUUCCUAAUACUAUAGGACGCCUGAUAUAUUGUCGGGCUUAAAAACCAUUAAAAUGUUUUUCCAGCACAAAGUGAGUCUCAGCUCCCCUCUCCGCCUCCCACAUUGUUAUCAAGGUCCAAGCCAAUGUUCCUCGUAGAGAAGCUUGAGGAACCUGAUGUUGUGCGCACAUUCAGUGCUUCUCAUAGGAAAGCAUUGAAUUCAAUGCUUUCCUAUAGGCUGCAAUGUCACGUGAGUGGGUUUUACUUAAUCAGUGCAGCGAAAGCACCUCUAGUGGCAGUAAACAUUGCAGUUUCUAUAAAAAUGCAAUGUUUUGCAUUGUAGGGUUGAAAUGACCGGACUCUUGCACCCAGGCCACUUCAUUGAGAUGACGUGUUCUUGGUGACUAAAGUGGUCCUAUAAGCUGGCACUGUAUACAUUGAUGUUAGCCUAUCCCGCAGUGUUCCUCCCAAUCUCCGAGGCUAAUAUGCAGCUAGGUCUUUACUGUAGUAAUCAAUAAUAAAAAAGAUCUCAGUGAUGUUGUUUAAAGGGACACCCCACACGCCUUAGCAACUUUAUUGUAAUUUAUGUUCGUAUGAUGCAAGGACUUGCCUCAAGGUUUUAAACUGUAAAUUACUUAAUUUCGAUAAAAUUGUUAUGGUGUCUAGAGUGUUCCUUUUAAAUGUGAGGUGUGCAUUUAAAUUUUUUUGUAUUUUUAUUUUUUGUGGUAGGAAAAACUCAACUACGCAUCUGGGCAGGUCAAGUAGUUACAAAGUAGUACUUUUAUCAGACGUUUGAAAAGUACACACUGCCUAUGGGAGAGAAUAAAAUUUUGAAUGUUUCAUUUGUGCCUUUCCUAUCUGAAGUGGCUUUAUUUUUAUCUUUCUAGAUUUCUACAUUUAAGAAAUGAAGACAUUCAUUUGACAUUUCUUUUGAGCACUGAGGUGGCCUUUUUUUAACUUUUGUACAAAUUUUUUUUUUUUCUUCCCUCUAACUUUUUUAUUUUGGCUAUGGCAAACAAAAAGGAGCCACCUUUUUUUAACGGGGAUAACAUUGGAUCAUUCCUCAACAGCCUCACCUUUUACAGUACAAUGGAACUCUUUAUUGAAACACUCACAGGAACUUGCUUUGAGUUACGGGUGUCACCCUUUGAAAAAGUGGUAUGUGUGAAGGCCAAGAUUCAGCGGUUGGAAGGUAGGAACAUUUAUUUCUUGAUCUUGUGUGUUUCACUAAUUGUAUUCUGGUGCUUGAACUGUCAUGUUUAGUUCUAUAUUAUGCUAUAUAAUAUUUUAGUUGUUUUGGGGGCAGGGGGUAUUUUUUCUUGCGAUGAUGUGUUGGCAUUGAUAGUCCCUCUGACAAAAAUCACUAGAGAUUUACACUUAUAAGUUUUUUGUUUGUUUGUUUAUUUUUUUAUGGUAAAACUCUCUCUUCAAAUAAUCAACAGUGAGCUGUUCGUUUUGUUAAAGUCACAUUUCUAAAUGGUUGUACUGUCCUAAGCAGUCACCUUUUUAAAAAAAAAAAAAAAAACUUUAUUGCCUACACCAAGGGUAGGCAACCUAUGGCACGUGUGUCAUUCACAGCACUCAAGGUGUCUUUGCACAGCACUCAAGGCUGCUAGAGCCAAACAGGCUCAGGCCUAUCAGGAUUCCCAGUGAAACUUCAGAUAUCUGCUAAUACGAAAAGGUGGUGAAGGACAAUCCUCAAUUUAUGCAUUGCAGCAUGUAAAGGAAGUAAUCUCAGAUCAGUUCCUCCCAGCACUUGUGAAUGGAAAUCUGCUGCUGUUUCCUCCCUGUUGACCUGUACCUGGCCAGCCUGGAAUCCAUGGAAGCUACCCACACUGAUAGAUAUUCACGGAAAUGCAGAAUAACCCGCCCCUCAUACAAAUAAUACUCAAGCUCAACACCACUAACAAUCCACAUACAUGCAGCAUCUCACAUGCAAUACCCCAAACAGCCCCUCACAUACACACGUUAACAAACACACAAUGUGGCCUAUCCUGGAUCCAACCACACACUCCACAAGCAGCCCCCAUACACCGUCCAUAUUCAUAGGUAUCAUACACGAUACCACAAACUACUUGUGAAAAUAUUCAAUAUAAUGACUCUUAUACGCCCAAAUACAAUGAUACAAAGCAACUGCAGUAUAAAUAACACAAGCCGAAUACGGCAGCAUACACACCUUUAACUUAAAAAAAAAAAAAUAAGUCCAGCACACUAGGGGACAUCACAAUCUUAUUUUGGCACAGUGCUGCUAAAAGAUUGACCACCCAUGGCCUACACACUGAGGUACUGUGAUCUGUGCGGGAGUUCAGGGAUCCAUGGCUGUGAUGAGAUUCUUAAGCAGGAUUUAACCACAUUUCUAUCUAUUUGGCAGGGGGGGGUGUCAUUUAACCGCACUGCAUGCUUUACAGUUUUGGAUUUCAAGCUGAUGGCUCAGUGUUGUGAUCUUGACUCUAAACACCAUGAACACUGCAUAUUGGUUAUGCUGCAAUGAUUGUUUGGUUGCUUUCCAUCCCAUGCGUGUCAAACUGUGUUUUUUUUUUUGUGUGUGUUUUUUUUUUUUUAGCAGUAUGACAAAUUUAACGAGUCUCCCGGCACUUUACCUUUCACAUACCUAUUCCAACUUUGAGCAAAAUAGAGUGUUGGUGGUAGGUUUGCCCUACACUGUCAACAUAUCAUUGCCAAAUUCAUAACUCCCAACAUUCCGCUUUCCAGCCUUGUGAAUAAGUGCAUUUCUGGAAAAGUUCCCACCCUACCUGAGUAGAAUGCUGUUCCCACCUCCGAUCCAGUACUAGCAUGAUAUUUUGCAUACCACAGUACAAAAAUAAAGUGGCUUGAUCCUCAUUUUCCUAUAGAGCACCGCAAUUAUGGAAUAACCUCAGGGACACAUUCAAUCUAAAAUCUUUUAAGAGAUCUAUGGCAGCACAGAAUGCACCUGUCAUGGUUGAAUAUAUUUAUCAUUUGUUAUGCAUUAAAUAUAUGUGUGUGUGUGUUUAUUGUAUCCUAUUAUAACAAUACAAUGUUUUGUGGACCCAGGACAUGCUUGAAAACAAGAGAAAUUUCAAUGUAUCCAUCCUGGUUAAAUAUUUUUAUAAACAAACUUUGGAAGAUGUGAGAUUGAGCUAUAAAGCCAUUUUUAUCCAGAUGUAUUUUGGUACACCGAUAUCAGAAUGUAAUUAAUAAUCCUCCCAAGUAGGUUGAAAAUAAAAUAUAUUAAAUCCAUAUCCAAACUUCACCUCCACUUAUUUAUGUAUUUGCCUCUUUAAAAAAAAAAUACUGUAAAGCAUCAUCCAAAUAUGAUAUAAAUCACCUUAACCCCUUAAGGACUGGACUGUUUUUGCGAUGUUGUACAUUUGCGACCAGGCAUAUUUUUAUACUUUUGUGGUGUUUGUGUUUGGCUGUAAUUUUCCGCUCUCUCAUUUACUGUUCCCAUACAAAUUAUACAUUUGUUUUUUUCAGGACAAAAGGGCUUUCUUUACAUACCAUUAUUUAUAUAAUCUCUUUUAUUUAAAUUUUUUUUUAAAUAUGAUGAAAAAUUGAAAAAAAUACAUGUUUUUUUACUUUUACUUGAAAAAUCUUUUACUCGUCUACAAAAGCGAAUUAAAAAAACAGCUAAAUAGAUUCAAAAUUUUGUCCUGAGUUUAAAAAUACCCAGUGUUUACGUGCUCUUUUGCUUUUUUUUGUGCAUGUUAUAGGGCUAUAGGUACAAGUAGGAUAUUGCGGUUUCAAAACAUACAUUUUUUAAAUUUAUCAAUAGUGACAUUGUAACACUAUUAUCUGUCAUAAAUCUCUGAAUAACACCCCACAUGUACAUAUUUUUUUUUUAAAGUAGACAACCCAGGGUAUUCAAUAUGGGGUAUGUCCAGACUUUUUUAGUAGCCACUUAGUCGAAAACACUGGCCUAAGUAAGCAUUCAUAUUUGUUUGUGUGGUUACUAGAAAAGACUGGACAUAACCCAUUUGCAAUACCUUGGGUUGUCUUCUUUUGCAAAUGGUAUGCCAUCAUGGGGGUAAUUCUCAUUCCUGGGCUACCAUACGCUCUCAAAGGCAACGUAACCAACCUGGCCAUUUUCAAUGUAAAAAUAUUUGACCCAUAUAUUUGACCUUGUAACUUUCAAAAAUGCUAUAAAACCUGUACAUGGGGGUACUGUUUUACUCUGGAGACUUUGCUGAACACAAAUAUUAGGGUUUAAAAACUGGAAAACGUAUCACAACAAUUAUAUCAGUAAAAGUGCUGUUUGCGUGUGAAAAAUGCAAAAAAAGUCACUUUCACUGACUAUCAUCGCUGAUAUAUGUUUUACUGUCAAAUUAAAUUCUCUGGACUUUCGGCCUGGGUUGGCAGGCAGGUCCCUCAAAUUGCAAUCAAUAAAAUUACUUAAUUAUGUAAAAAUAUUACAUAACUACGCACGUAGAAUUUAAAUAUAUAUGCAUAUUUAUAUAUUUGAAGUCUACGUGUAUAUUUAUAUAAUUAUGUAAUUUUGUAUAUGAAUAUAUGUAUAUUUUGUAUUUUUUUUUAUAUAUAUAAUAUAUAAAUUCAUUCUAAGUGUAUUUUGAUAUAAAUAUAUAUUAAUUUUAAAAUACAGUUAGAAUAAAAUUUCAUUUAGAUAUAUAUUUUUUUCAAUUUUUAUUUAAAUUUUUUUUAAUUUAAAUUACUUAUUUAUAUUUUAUUAUAUAUAUUUAUAUUUUAAUAUAUAUGUGUGUGAAAUUUAAUUGUAAGUGUAUUUUUAUAUUAAUAUAUGUACAUAUUAAUAUAAAAAUACACUUGGUAUGAAUAUAUAUAUAUAUAUAUAUAUAUAUAUAUAUAUUUAUAAUAAUAAUAAUCUCAUUACAAAAAUUAAAAAUAAUAUAUAUAUCAUUAUUUUUAUUUUUUUAUUUUACACUAGCGGGGAGACUGGCUGUCAGCACAGACAGUCCCCCUGCAGGCAGACACUAGGACACCUAUUGUGACCAUGUGAUCGCUAUGUUAAGCGAUCACAUGGCUACAGGGGUCCUAAUUCAGUGUGGGGAGACUGUCUGGGCUGCAGGCAGUCUCCCCACAACGGGAGCAACGCUGAUCGCCGCCGGGGGAACGACGGCGAUCAGGUAAGUAACUAGGACGGUUCAGGACCGUCAUUGGUCGGCAAUGGGAAAAUGCUGAUGACUGUCCUGAACCGUCCUCGGUCCUUAAGGGGUUAAUAUUUGCUUUCAUCCAUAUAAUUGAAAUAUCUCCAAAAAAGUAACAUAACCGUGCAACCUAAAUAAAAUAUUUUAAAAGACUACAUGGUUCUUCAUUUCACUCACUCUUGAGAGCCUAAAUCGGAAUAGUCCACGUACAUUAACUGAUGCUAACACCAAUUGUGCUUUUAUUUUUAGUUUUCUAGUGCCCAUUAAAGUCACCCAUAUCAUUUCAGCUUAAUGAUGUGAUCUGGAUGCAGUAGUCCUGUCAAUUUUAGAAACAUUAGAGAAACUGCAUUGUUUACGUUGCAGGGUUAAAUGCACCUCUUGUGUUUGUCUCCUCCAAAACUAAUUGAAUCUGAGUCCUAGAAUCAAAUGUUGCUGACGGCAGCAUUUGAUUUGGAGGAGUGUAUCUGACUGCGCAUGCAUGUAUAUACAAUCCAUUGCUUCUCCAUGAGGAGGAAUUGAGAAGACUGAAGAAGUCAACAUGCUUCCGGACGUCUUCUGCAAAGACAGAGCGGGUGGCUGCAGCAGAGGAGUCCCGGCACCUGAAAAUUGGUAAGUAAUCAUUCAAAAGGGUUUUAUUUUUCUCUUCACAUUAGAAGUUGGCAUUCCAUGUAAGAAUGCCUAUCCAUUUGAGAAUAUUAUCGGACACCAAAAAUCAUAAUUUGUUACACAUUUUGAUGCUUGUGAUAAUCUGCUACACUAUCUGGCUAUUACUAUAAUUCCAAUAGCCGUUCAUAUACGAAUAGGAAGCAUCUGGAAAGGUUUAUUGGGUGUGGGGAGGCCCAAAUGGAAGAAAGAACUCUGCGGAGUCAUAUCGUAAUGAGAACCCAACAAUUUCCCAAUUACAGUUUCUAAUUUAGGGGGUUAAUUUAACACCAUCCCACCAUAUGUGUAUAAACGAGCAAAUAUCUUAAUUACAUCUCCAACAGGUAUCUGGCGUGUUAUUUUGACAUUUAGCUACCAUCUGAUUUAAUAUUUAUAGUUCUCAUAAAUAUUUGUUGUGCAUUGUACAUUUUGUAAGUCCUUGCCCAUUCUACCUCUGGGAACUCUACCCCUAUUUUCUGUUCCCAUUAAAUAAUGCUACUUAAUUUCUCUUUUAGGUUUAUAGUCCUAUAGAAUCUUUUUAAUUUUUGUAAUGAGAUUAUUAUUAUUUUAUUAAAAGAUGUUAAAAGGAUACAUUAAAAACAGGAUUUUAAGAAGAGAUAUAACAAAAGAGAGAAUUGGCAAAAAUCUAUAUAUAAACAUGCCAACAAUUUUUUUUUUCAACAAUUCCAGAAUAGAAUAUAUUACAUUUUAAAUUUAAAAAAAAAUAAAAAAAAAUCUGACCACUUGGGAGCUGGGGUGCUUGAUGGUCAGGGUGAUUUAACAGCUACUGCGGGGUCUCUUCUGAUUUAAAGGCAUUUUGUUUUGGGGGUGACCAGCCACCUAUUGAUGGUCAUUUACUACUUUUGAAUACAUAUGUUGCUGAAUCAACUGGCCUUUUUUGGCCCGAUGGUAUCUCGUCCUUCACAUUCGUCGUCUGGUGGAACUGACUUCACUGCGCUGUGUAAAUGAACAAUAGUUUUUACACUGUAAUCAAUACACUUUAUAUAAUGUACCUGUCUGACAAGUGUCAAAUAUCUAUAUAGCAGUAAUGACGCACUCGUCCCAAAUACACUUACCUUGCAUAACUGCAUGAGAAGCACACCUGGGAGCCCCAGAGGAGUCCAGUGAUUGGUCAAAUAUCAGACACCACAUCAUCCUAUACUAUAUGUGUUGCAUAUAAAAUGCUAUUCUAAUUGUAUAUGACUCCCCAAAGACUGUUUAAAAUGCAAAACUUCUUCCUACAAACACAUGCUGGAAUAACUGGUGGACAUGCCCCAAAAUUAAAUCAUUAUAGCAGGAGAUUGUAGCUAUACUGUUCCAUAUCUUGCAUAAGUCAUAUCACUUGGGCCCUUUUGCUGUCCUUUUCAAUACAUUCACAAGAUCAGAAAAUAAACUAGCAGCUAAAUGUUUAUUUUUUUGUUUUCAGCUGCAGGGUCUGGGUGCCAUUAGAGGCCCUUUAAAUUAUAUAUUAUUGUAUUUGUUUGUUUUUUAAAAUCUUCUUUCGAGACGAUACCGAUAAUCUGAACUUUCAGGCCGAUAAUUUACAGAUAUUCUGUACAUUUACCGUUUUGAAAAAAAUAAACGAUUUCUCCACAAAUCUACUGUUAACUGAACAUAUUUAUUUAUUUUGCAAAUCUUUUUAUUUGUAUUUUUUAUUAAGUUAAAUGCACAAAAUAUACAUGCCAGUCAGAACUUUUUAAGUUUUUAAGAAUGUGUGUAGUGGAUCAGACUUAUUCUCCCUCUUUAAUACAAGCUGCACAGAGGGGAUGGUCUGUUGAGGGCUACUUACUGUAGUGGUUAUAAUGUUAGGAGUACCCUAGCUCUUUUGUCCUGUAACGGUGUGACCUGCUACCUGAUUUCUACCAGAUGACGUUUCCCACAAUGGUGGUUUAACCUUAUCGAUGCUAAUCCUGCUGCUCACUUAUUGACUGUGAGAAUCCAUUAAGUGCUCUCAGCCAGUGAAUGAGUGUCUGUGGAAAGAAAUAUGCACAGAAUGUACAGGUAAUGACACCCUAACAAUGUUGUUGGAGGUGAAGUUGCACCUCUUUCAGCAAUAGAAGAUAUCUAUUUAUGUACAGAGUUUCAAACCUUGAACACAUCAAAAAUAAAAAAGCCCGAAGUGCUAUGAUUAUCCCUUUAAGUGCUAGUAAGUAACUAUAUAAAAGUAGAUCUAGUCCUCUUUAUGUCCUAUUUACACCAGUGGACGGUGAUGAUCUUCACUGACCUAGUACAUUCAGUUAUGGUUUGGCAGUCUGCAGUGAGGCUUUCUGUUUCUACUAACGUGACCUAUACACCCAUGUCUUAUGGUUGUGUUUUCUCCAUUGUUUCACAAGGGCUUUAAUUAUUGUCUGGUCACUAUGGAACAUGCUGUAAACAUGUAAUUCUCCCAGUAAAGUGUGCCAUAGUUACCAUCUAGAUUUCAAACUCUAAAGGUACUAACUUCAGAAAUGCACUAAAUGACCUUUCGGAAACAAGUACCAAGUUUGAUAGGAACAACCCAGGUUGUACUAAAAACAAACAUAAGCUUAUCUACAUAAUACUAUUAUACUGCAAUUUUUCUUGGUAAGAAUGGUUUGUGUUGAGCCACUUUUCUCCUCCUCCAAGAAGGAUACCUACAGUACUCGUAUAGUUGCUAUGGUGCCAGAUCUAGACAGAUCUGUGUGUGUGUAUGUCAAGUAAUUUAAUACUGAUAUUGCAUUUUGUAGAAAAUUUUAGUAGAUGGUUUGUUGUAAAAGGUGACUUUGUUUAGUACUUUGCACAUUAUUGAUUAUUCAGAUGUGGCACAGCAAUUUAAAGUAUAAUGAAACCUUUCAUAAUCUAUAAAUGUUUCAUUCAUUUAUUUUUUUCAUUUUAUUUAUUAUAUUAUGAUUAUUGCAGGUAUUCCGGUUUCCCAGCAGCACUUAAUUUGGAACAAUGUAGAACUUGAGGAUGAGCGCACUCUAAAAGAUUACAAGUCAGUAAAAAGCACCAGCUUCAUGAAGACCACUUGUAUAAGUUAUAUAUUUAUGUAUUUUAUUUUUAAUACUUUAAUUCUUCUUCUCCUUCUUUCAAGCAUUUCUAAAGGCUGCACUUUAAAACUGGUGUUGGCUAUGAGAGGUGGUCCCAUUAAUACACGGCGGGGUGAGUACAAUUAAAAAAUAUCACGUGCGCUAUAUGACUUAAUGCAUUGAAUCUAGGUAAGAAACCCCAUUCGUUUACGCCUCUGCUUUCAAAGGAAAAAACAAAACAUUUUAUUUUCUGCGCUUGUAUAUAAAAAACGUUAUUGCAAACUAUUGUAUUAAUGAUUUUACAUGGGACCUGUUGAAAAGUUCAAUCAACUUAUCCUGCUCCUCACUUUUUUGUUGGAGGUGCCAGGGGGCUGUCAGAUCAGUGCUUCAUAUUUUCUGGGACUGUCCUUUUGUCUGCCGUUUUUUAAACCGAAGUUACGAGGUUAUGACCUCAGUUGCUGAUAAAGGGGUGAUGUUUCACCCAGCUGACACGUUACUAAAUCACACCAAGGGGGGGAGGGGGCGCACGCACGCGCACACACUUACUCCCCUAUGUUUGUUUUGCUGGUGUUUGACUGCUUGGAUGUAUGCACAUACAUACAUAGAUACUUACAGAUAUUCAUGCACAUUAGUACACAGAUACAUAUAAAUACAUCGACACAUACACACUAAUUCAUAUAGACACCAACAUACACACAUGCACCAUGACACAUACACCAUAACAUAGAUACACACACUGACAUAAAAACACACACCCUGACACAUAGAUGCACAUACACAGAUACGCAGUACCCCUAUGUACACGGGCAUACACUUAAAAAUAAAUAUAUAUAUAUAUGUGUAUGUAUAUAUGUAUGUAUAUGUAAAAAACAGAUAAAAUUCUUAUCUUGUAAUACCUUUUUUAUUGGACUAACAGAAUUUUUUAAUGACAAGCUUUCGGGAGAACCUCCCUUUCUCAAGUCUGAAGCAUUUCUGAGCAAAACGACACAUAGAAUUCAAAGUUGAGUUGUGAUACAGGGGAUAAAGCGACAUGAGUGUAGAUAAGACACAGGUUUGUUAGAAAAUACAGGGAGUGCAGAAUUAUUAGGCAAGUUGUAUUUUUGAGGAUUAAUUUUAUUAUUGAACAACAACCAUGUUCUCAAUGAACCCAAAAAACUCAUUAAUAUCGAAGCUGAAUAUUUUUGGAAGUAGUUUUUAGUUUGUUUUUAGUUUUAGCUAUGUUAGGGGGAUAUCUGUGUGUGCAGGUGACUAUUACUGUGCAUAAUUAUUAGGCAACUUAGCAAAAAACAAAUAUAUACCCAUUUCAAUUAUUUAUUAUUACCAGUGAAACCACUAUAACAUCUCAACAUUCACAAAUAUACAUUUCUGACAUUCAAAAACAAAACAAAAACAAAUCAGUGACCAAUAUAGCCACCUUUCUUUGCAAGGACACUCAAAAGCCUGCCAUCCAUGGAUUCUGUCAGUGUUUUGAUCUGUUCACCAUCAACAUUGCGUGCAGCAGCAACCACAGCCUCCCAGACACUGUUCAGAGAGGUGUACUGUUUUCCCUCCUUGUAAAUCUCACAUUUGAUGAUGGACCACAGGUUCUCAAUGGGGUUCAGAUCAGGUGAACAAGGAGGCCAUGUCAUUAGAUUUCCUUCUUUUAUACCCUUUCUUGCCAGCCACGCUGUGGAGUACUUGGACGCGUGUGAUGGAGCAUUGUCCUGCAUGAAAAUCAUGUUUUUCUUGAAGGAUGCAGACUUCUUCCUGUACCACUGCUUGAAGAAGGUGUCUUCCAGGAACUGGCAGUAGGACUGGGAGUUGAGCUUGACUCCAUCCUCAACCCGAAAAGGCCCCACAAACUCAUCUUUGAUGAUACCAGCCCAAACCAGUACUCCACCUCCACCUUGCUGGCGCCUGAGUCGGACUGGAGCUCUCUGCCCUUUACCAAUCCAGCCACGGGCCCAUCCAUCUGGCCCAUCAAGACUCACUCUCAUUCCAUCAGUCCAUAAAACCUUAGAAAAAUCAGUCUUGAGAUAUUUCUUGGCCCAGUCUUGACGCUUCAGCUUGUGUGUCUUGUUCAGUGGUGGUCGUCUUUCAGCCUUUCUUACCUUGGCCAUGUCUCUGAGUAUUGCACACCUUGUGCUUUUGGGCACUCCAGUGAUGUUGCAGCUCUGAAAUAUGGCCAAACUGGUGGCAAGUGGCAAGUGGCAUCAUGGCAGCUGCACGCUUGACUUUUCUCAGUUCAUGGGCAGUUAUUUUGCGCCUUGGUUUUUCUACACGCUUCUUGCGACCCUGUUGACUAUUUUGAAUGAAACGCUUGAUUGUUCGAUGAUCACGCUUCAGAAGCUUUGCAAUUUUAAGAGUGCUGCAUCCCUCUGCAAGAUAUCUCACUAUUUUUGACUUUUCUGAGCCUGUCAAGUCCUUCUUUGACCCAUUUUGCCAAAGGAAAGGAAGUUGCCUAAUAAUUAUGCACACCUGAUAUAGGGUGUUGAUGUCAUUAGACCACACCCCUUCUCAUUACAGAGAUGCACAUCACCUAAUAUGCUUAAUUGUUAGUAGGCUUUCGAGCUAUACAGCUUGGAGUAAGACAACAUGCAUAAAGAGGAUGAUGUGGUCAAAAUACUCAUUUGCCUAAUAAUUCUGCACUCCCUGUAGACACCAUCUUAGCAGAGGGUCAUAAAUAUCUUGUUGAAGAUAUUUAUUUAUUUAUUAUGACCCUCUGCUAAGAUGGUGUCUAUUUUCUAACAAACCUGUGUCUUAUCUACACUCAUGUCGCUUUAUCCCCUGUAUCACAACUCAACUUUGAAUUCUAUGUGUCGUUUUGCUCAGAAAUGCUUCAGACUUGAGAAAGGGAGGUUCUCCCAAAAGCUGGUCAUUAAAAAAUUCUGUUAGUCCAAUAAAAAAGGUAUUACAAGAUAAGAAUUUUAUCUGUUUUUUACAUCUACAUCACUGGACUAAUACGGCUACAAUCUCUACUUGAACACUAUCUAUCUAUCUCUAUCUAUCUCAUAAAAAGCAAAGUCCACAUAAAAAUCCAAAACAAGGGGGGCGGGGCCUGGUUGCUGAGCUGAGUGGAUGCCUGUAGACACAGCUCCUGCUCUCACGGGCAAAUAAAGCAACAAAAUCACCAAACUACAGCGAGUACUCAAUUCACAAGGGCCACUGAGCUACUGGUGACACCCGGGCGAAUCAACGGGUACUAAACAUGCCACAAUUGAAGCGAGAAUCGUCCGAGUACAGAAUGCGGCCUACAAGCAUGGCCGGCGCGGAGGAGGCGGCUGCUCCUCCAAUGACAUUCUCGACUGGACACUCGAUAUUGGGACCGGCGGGGGUCAUCCCGGUCCCCAUCGAUAAGCAGCAGGUUCUCGCUCACUGCCUGCAAAGACCCAGGCCCAACACAAAGCGGGCUUAGCACGCACGCCGCGACACAAAUGGCACCUACAGAUGCAGGCCACGGCGACGACAUGAUCAAGCACUCCCUCCGACGCAUAGACAAGGCAUUCCAGCGCUUCUGGCAGCAAUUGGAGCAGCGUAUGGCACUGCAAGCACCGAGGCCUAUGCGGGAGGUGAGAGAAGCCAAGAUGAAGGGGUCGAGCGAGCCCCGCUUGGGCAGACACCAGCCUGGAGCACACACCACCCAGGCUCCCUGCCUACCUGGGCCAAAGGCCAAGAGGGGUAAACCUCCACAGCAUCGCCCACGACGCCGGAGAAACGCCCGCCGCUGGCGGCGUCGCAAUAUCGGGGUCCUCCGCAGCGCCCAUAAAAGGAAAGACUUGGCUGCACUGCCUACCAGAGUCUAUGGAAUACAGAUGCAGUCCUUCCAUGAGGCUUGGGGCUGGAGCGGGAGCCGUCGCGGCCCACGAAACACCUACAUGAUCAUCACGCAGGACCACAAAGUGGAUUACCUCAUACAGCACACCAGUGGCAUAGGGUGAGAGAUCGCAACCCAGCUACCAGCUUUGACACAGAACAGGACUUUGGACGCUCCCUCACUACUAUAAUAGACUGUAAGCCUAGAGUCAUGAAUGCCUCUUCAUUUUAACUACCUAGGCCUGGUCAUUUACUUAGUUUUAUUGGCUGCCAUGUCGACAACUCCAUAAGCUUGCCCUAGCAUUGUUGCAGGUUCCUAUGAGGAUCUCUUUUUGUUUUUACCAUGCAAGCCUAAACCAACAGCCAGCCUAACCCGUUAGCUAUGCCUAUCUUAUGCCCAGAGUGCACAGUAUGUCUAUGCCUUACUGCAUAGUAUCUUGCAAAACACUUCUGACAUCCCUGUCACGCUUGUUUUACCAUUUUGAAUAUACGCCGAAUCUAUGGAAAAUGGCUCUGUUGGCAAUAGCCCUACAAAUGUCUCAUAUGUGAUGUAUUGCUAGCUUGUACUAUUUCCUAGGGCAACACAAACCUGCUUAUAGAUCGCAGACACUGUUUAUAAAUACCUAACAUGCUCUAAACAUAAUGCACUAAGCUUGUCUCUUCUCAAUCUUGCUUUAGGAUAGGAGCAGUCUGAGUAAGAUUUCACUGUAGCACGCUACAGCUGAGUUUAGCCCGUGUGAAUAUGUUUAACGUUAUGAAUCUGUGGCAGAAUCCUGUUACUUUAAUCAGAGCGCUUAACCUGUUGUGCCGUAAGCUACCAAUGCCAUGUUGACAUGUACUGAGCGAGAGCCUGAGCCUGAGCUGCUUAACACAUAGCAUGACUAACCUGUUAUAUUGUACACAUGAAACAUACCAUUUGAGCAAUUACUAAAUGACUGUUGCACCCAUUUCUUAAACAAUUGCUUGUAAUACUAUGUUUACUUGACGUAUCACAAACAAAAAAUAUAUGGCAGUCCUUAGUAUGAGUGUACUAUGUACCAUCUUGUUUUCAUCAACUUGUAUUAUCCCAUACUGCCUCCUCUCUUUAUUUUUUUUUUUAUAAACCUGAUGUCAUUAUGAUCAUACCUCCAAAAUUAUGCUCAGCUAACUGUUCUGAGUACAAUACCCCUAAUGUGUGACUUUGCCACUACUAUGUGAUAUGAGACCUGAUUAUUUUAGUUUUCAAAGUUCAAAUUUUUAAUGUCUAAUUUUUGUGCCUUUUUGUUCCCCUGUCACAUUUGUGUAAAAAUAGAAGUUUUAAUUGCUACCCUGUUUUAUGCGUUUUAAAAUACAAUUAUGUCAACGUGACGUUGGGUUUAAAGCACACUUUAGUAGCUUACACAUUUAAAUGACUACAUAAAUGCAUUCCAUUUACAUGGGGACUCUCUCACAUGACCUAUUUUGAGCUUUACUGUGGUACUUUUUAUUUAUUUUUCACCAUUUUCAUUCAGUUUGUUGUAUUAACACUUUAUUUAAAAAAAUAUAUAUAUAUAUAUAUAUAUAUAUAUAUAUAUAUAUAUAUAUAUAUAUUAAAUUUAAAUAAAAAAUGCCCCCCUUCCCGCCCAUUUUACACAAAUUACAUCCCUUCACAAACACAUCAUUCAUUAUAAUAAAAAAAUAUAUACACACACACACUCUGCAUUAUGUACACUCACUACACACACACUCUGCAUUAUAUACACUCACUACACACACACUCUGCAUUACAUACACUCACUACACACACACUCUGCAUUACAUACACUCACUACACACACACUCUGCAUUAUAUACACUCACUACACACACACACUCUGCAUUAUAUACACUCACUACACACUCUAUAUAAUGCAGAGUGUGUGUAUAUAAUGCAGUGUGUGUAGUGAGUGUAUAUAAUGCACACACACUACAUAAACACAUACUGCAUUCACUAUACGCACACUACAUAAACACACACUGCAUUCACUAUACGCACACUACACACACUGCAUUCACUAUACGCACACUACACACACACUGCAUUCACUAUACGCACACUACACACACACACACUGCAUUCACUAUACGCACACUACACAAACACACACUGCAUUCACUAUACACACACACAGCUCCCUGGUCUAAACACAUUGCAUCCACUACAUGUGGCAUGUAUAUUUUGUGCAUUUACCUUUAGAAAUAGCUUAUUUUUUUCAAAAUGGUAAAUGUACAGAUUAUCGGCAAGUUAUUUGCUUUCGGCCUGAAAGUUCACAGAUUAUUGGUAUCUGCUCUAUAAAAACAAUAUCGGUCGAUCCCUAGUUUGUGUUUCUUUGUCAUUACAGUGAAGGGUAGGAAAUUCCUGUUUUAAUUUUUUGGGAAGUAGCAUAUACAUAAGCCUAAAGCAGUCUUUACAACAAGUAUUUGUGGUUUUUAGAAAGUGUAAAAUUAGGUGAAGCAAAUGAGAGGUCAAGAGAAUUGUAUGUUUUCAGUCUUGAUCACUGAAUGAUUUGAGGUCAUAAUCUAUUUAAAUUUUUUUGCAGCAUUCUAAUGUGAAUUUUUUGGAAUGUGGUUAGUUAAUAUUUUUUUAUUUUUUUUAUUUUUUAGUGCCCCUUGAAGACCCAAUCAGGGAAAUAGCAGAGUACAUUGACCCUGUUCAGGAUGAAACAUGGGACAGAUCUCCUUCCAAUAAGCAGGUUACAUUUCUGGUUUAUCGAGAAGGCGAUCAAUUAAAAUUUUUCCGUGUUGUAGACAGAGGAGAUGGCACUUUGACCCCAUUAUCUGAAUCAGUCAGGUAGGUAUUGAAAAUUGUGUGUCAUCCACAUUAAAUAGUCAUCGUUGUAAUGAUAUAUUCUCUUAAGACAAGUCACCCAAAAAGUCCUUGAUUAUUAGCAAGUCAACAAAUAUUUGUAAAAUAUAUCAUGAUUUAGAGUAUAUAAUUAAACCUAAGCAUUUUUUUUUUUUUUUUUUAAAUCUUCAUGCAUUGCUCACAAUGUUUUGUUAAAGGCCAUAAAUUCCUAACUGAAAUAGAAAUACAUUUUGAUAUUGCUGCCACUGUGUCUUCUGUUAAGUAAAGUGAAUAUUUAUGUCUUCUCUGUAGUGGAGGUUCGGUUUAUAAUUUAAACCAUGAAGACGAAGAUGAAGCUGAGGGUUCUCAAUCUGGCCAACAAAUCCUAGAGAAUUCAAUCACUAUGAACAAAAUGAAGUUUUUGAAAUCCAAGAUGGAGAGCAUGAACCUCAAUAAAAAGGUAUUUAUAGCCAGCUAUACAUUUAUAAAAGUUUUCACUUUAAUUAAAAAUUCCUUUAAAAAAAAAAAGGAUUUUACUAUGGGUAAUAUAAUCAUUGGUGGGUUUCAAAGUUUCCUUACAGUGUUAUUCGUUAAAGGUACACUCCAGUGCCAGGAAAACAAUCUGUUUUCCUGGCACUGCAGGUCCCCUCUCCCUCCCACCUCCCAAUCCCCGGUUGCUAAAGGGGUAAAAACCCCUUCAGUCACCUGAGACCCCCGUCGAUGUCCCUGGGCGGUGGUUUCGGGUAGCCGCCGCUCCUCAUUACGUCGGCCGGUGGGCGAGACUGAUCCCGGCCGCGGAGACCUAAUGCGCAUGUGCGGCAAUGUCACGCAUGCGCAUUAGAGCUCUCCAUAAGAAAGCAUUGAAAAUGCUUUUUAAUGUUUUCCUAUGGGGACUUGAGCGAUGCUGGAGGUCCUCACACAGCGUAAGGACGUCCAGUGACGCUCUAGCACAGGUUUUCUAGACAGCCACUAGAAGUGGAGUUAACCCUGCAAGGUAAUUAUUGCAGUUUAUAAAAAAAAUCUGCAGUAAUUACACUUGCAGGGUUAAGGGUAGUGGGAGUUGGCACCCAGACCACUCCAAUGGGCAGAAGUGGUCUGGGUGCCUGGAGUGUCCCUUUAACCCCUUAAGGACACAUGACAUGUGUGACAUGUCAUGAUUCCCUUUUAUUUCAGAAGUUUGGUCCUUAAGAGGUUAAACCUUGAAAUUGUAGGCAAUUGCCAAGUGAACUUUAAAGCUGUUUAAAAUGGCCAUGCAUUAGUUGUCGAGGUCUACCAUUCGCUACUAAAUUUAGCAACUCUUCUUUCCUUACUAUUCUCAGUUUACUUAAUAACCCUGCUUUAGGUUUCUUGUUUUAGACAGCAAUGUGAAGUGUUUUUUGUGUUUUUAGUUUUUGUUUUUUCUCCAGACUGUAAGGCACAUAUCUUUUUAAUAUGUCUGAGAUAAAUACAGGUAUUAAUGUUUGGUGUGGUGUGUUGCAAAUUUCAUGAUUGUUUCUCCUUUCCAACAAGCCUUUCUAGGGUUUGACCAGUUGUAAAGCCUUACCCAAACAUCUGACUGGACACCUACCUCCAUUCUGAAUUAUCUUCGUGUGUUGAAGUUUGAUUUUCCUAAACUACUAAAUGUGCAGUUUGGUUUCCUCCUUGAAUAAUAUGAUUUUAAAAAUGCACUGUUUAAUUGCAUGUUCAUUGUACUAAUUUGUUGUAUUUUCUUUCAACAGCCUAAAAAAACAUCAAAGUUUAAGCCUAGGCCCCCUAUGGCACCACGUCCUUCAAGCACAUUAUUGGCCUCUGCUCGUCACAGGUUUUUAAAAGUUCUCCCUGACAUUGGACAGUCUUGCCUACCUCCUAGAAAUCCACUUUCUUCAGAGUCUUCCCAGAUUGCACUUUCAAGCCUUACUACUGCUGCGAAGACAAACCCAUCCAUUACUGGUGACUAUAUAAAUAGAGAUGACACUUGGACCACCUCACUUUUGGCUCCCUCACCUAGUAUUGUUGGUCUCCCACCUAAAAUUUCCAGAGUAGAACUGGAAAGUUCCAGGCAUUCCAAAAAUACAUAUUUUUCUCCUGUGUCAACUUUGGCCAAGAAAGAGGAGCCUGCAACACAAAAUGAUUCCAUCUUGCAUCAAAAUACAAACUUGUUUGCCACUGAGGAAUCCUCAGUGGCUAUUGGAGAGUCAUUUUUGUUAACAGAGGUAGGACCUACUGAGCAAUAUGAGGAGCUGUACAACUUUGGGAAAGUGAAGCCUGAAUUUGCAAUCUCAGAAGGAUGCAAAGAAACUCCAGCUACAGAAACUUCCCAUAAAACUCUGUCUAAAUCUUUGAAUUCUGAAGCCAUGGAAGCUGGACUCCUUAACGGAGAACGAAGUCCACCAAGGAACAAAUUUCUCUCACCCAUCCAUUUUUCCAGCCAAAUUACUCAUAAGACCUUUCCUAAACCACAAAGGCAACACAAUGUGUUUGAAUUUGGAAGUUUAAGACCAACUGCUUCACAUAUGUGCCGUUCUGUAGACAUUCACAAUAUGAGUGAUGGCUCAUUUUCCAGGUCUAGAUUUCGAGGGGUUAAAGUGGAUUCUCCAGGGAAAAGGUCAGAUGUGAUCUCUAAGAUCGAAGCUAGGGAUAUGACUGAAAUAGCUAAUAAGGCUUCUAAAGAACCUGUGGGUUCAUUAAACAACUUGGAAUUUUUUGCAUCGCUGGCUCGAAGCAGAAGUAGGGACAAUUUGCAGAGUUCCAAUAAUCCAGUCAGACUACGAACGUCUAGUGUUGCUCAAACAUCAAGCUUGCAGAACCCUCUUGAAGAACAUUUUAAGAGGCUAUCACCCUUAAAGGACAAUGCAGAGUUUUUCAUUGUGAGUAUCAGUUGUUUCUGUGCUUCAACAUAGUAAAUUAAAUUUAUUCUAAGUUUUCUGUUUUUAUCAAAACCAUGAACCAGUUUUAAAAAACGUUUGUGUGUUUUUUUUUGGGAGGGGUAGGGGGAGAGGGAUGAGGGUGAUCUGUGGCUAAGAAAAAAAAAUAUAAGUAAAGCACUGACAAUAAACUGACCAAAAAUAUGAAAGUGAUACAAAAUCUAUAAUAUGGUAUCUAGGAAAAAAACUUUUAAGGGGGAAAAAAUCGUUAUGAUUGCCAACUAAUAGACCAUUUACAAUUCUUAAAAUGUCACAAAUAAUUGAUUACACUUAAAACACAAAGUAUACAGUAGUUGUUACAUUUGAAAGCGCAAUACUCCACUAAGGGAUCCCCUUUAACAACACCUUGUAAGUAACAUAAAAAAAAAACCACACCAUGGGGUGGAGCUACAAAAAAAUAUAAUACAUACAUUUCCCUUAAUCAUAAAAUAUAAAGAAAAGGAACAUUAAUGCAGUUAAAUUACUACAACAACAACACAAGUAUAGAGCUGGAAUGUCACUUGGCUCUAGUGGGUAGCACCUUAGAAUCUUAAGGGAGAUCCAAGAUCCUCUCUUCUAAGGUGUCCAUGUUUUUAAAGUGCAACAGAUGCCAAAACGGAGAAGCUUCCAUAGUGUAAUUUUGUUAAGCAGCUAGUAAAAUAUGUAACAGAACAGCUCUGCAGAAUUACCCCAAGACAUAGUAUGGGGAAGUGCCUUCACUGGAUAUGUGUCGCUAGUGGAUAGAGCGCGUCGUCAAUCAAGAAACCCGGGAACACAAAGAUAUAUAAACGUUUUAGGAUGGAUGAAGUUCAUUCUGCAAAUAAUUGGCGAAACGCGUUUUGGGAGGACUUUAUACAGAGUUGAGUUUGUUUGUUUUUUUUGUUUUUUUUUUAAUAUAUAUUAACUUGUUUUAUUUUGUUUAAUAAAAUACUUUUUUAUCAUUAGACCUUUAAUUUGUAGUAAUGAUCUACCCUUUUUGGGGUAAUUCUACUAGAUUACCUUCACGUGAGUGCAAUCUGCACUUCAUAUUGUAUUGACUGCUUAACAAUAUUAUACUAUGGAUGCUUCCCAUUUUUAGUAUUUGUUUACUUGUGCACUUUAGCACAAGGACACCUUCGAAAAGGGUUUUGUAUCUCACUUAAGAUCCUAAGGCGCUACCCACUAGAGCUAAGUGAUAUUCUGGCUCUAUACUUGUCGGUGCUACAUACUAAUCCAAUACCAUUCUUCUAAUCCAAUACUCUUCUAUGUUGUUGUAAUGUAUCUGCACUAUUGUUCCCUUUCUUACUAUUUUAAAGAACAGUAGUGUUUUGAGAUUAAGGGAAACAUGUAUUAAAUUCUGUAUAACUCCUCCCCAUUGUGUGUUUAAUUGAUUACACUUUGUUCAUUAAACCAGCAAAGGCAUCCAUAGCAUUUGCUAGGGUGUGUAUAAGACUGUCACCAGUAGUAUGACGAUAAAGGCAAAAUACACAAAUUUCUAUUACUGGGUGGGAGGGGGUCCAUUCUCCCAAAAAAGUAAACUUUUAGAAGUGUCCCACAAUAGCAGUUCACAUAUUCGCCAUGUCUCCUCUCUCAGCCCUUCUUUUUUUUGACUGAAAACAUCAAAGUAAACUGAUAGCUUAGCUACUAAUUUCUGUAGAGCCUGCUUGGCAGGCAGGGUGUUGUACCUCUGCAACCGAAAAGGUACCUCUUAAAAUUUACUAAAUUCUCAUUGCAUGCUGGAAAAUGAAGAUGUCCUUUCCCUAGACUGAGCGGACAUAGCCCAAACAAAGAAAUUAGUCUUAGACCUUUUUUCCUUCUCCACCAAACUUUAGAGUAGGCACUUGAAGACUCAAUCAAGUGGGAACCUUUUGAUAUCUGUCAAACUUUUUUAUUUUUACUCUGUCAGUCCAAAUGGCAAAGACUGGUGUUGUUUUGGGGGGUCUUUGUUACCUGUAAUGGUUUCAUACAAUAAUAUGCUGCCAUCUUUCACACUUUUCACUAUUCGUACACAGAAUAAUCUGAUAACCUGGUUUCGCGGCAUACCAAAACUAAACCCUGUGUCAUGGCAAUGUGUGUUUUCUUCAAGUGUCUUUACAUUGUUAUUUGUGCUCAAAUAAUCUGACUUUGUUUUUGAGUUGUGAUAUUUUUACUUAUUUAUUUGCAUGUAUUUUAAUUCUCAUCCUGAUAUGUUAGCUUAGUAGAGUUAGUUUUUGGGUUUGUUUUUUGUUUUUCAUUUUUUUUUUUAUUGUAAAUUGUAAAAAAAUAAAAUAAAAAAAUCAGCCUUUUUAAUCGAUCUGAUCCAAAAAGAAAGUGAAAACCCCAGUUUGAAGUAAUAUCCUGUUAAGCUCUGAUGUCUUCUUGGAUCAAUAAAUUGAUCAAACAGUUCAAAUGAUUUGAUAUAGGGUGACUGUACUAAAACACUUUUUUUGCCCCAUGACCACUGUAAGGUGUGUUUUUUUGUUUUGUUUUGUUUUUUUCUUACAGCGCACAAACUGUGGGAGCAGAUAUGUGAGAAAUAGAACUUGGACUUGAGUCCCACCUCCCCACUCCUCCAAUUUCUGGCUGUACUAGGUCAUUAAUACUAGACUUAGUUCAGGUCCAACAUACUCCUCCACAUUUUCAACUAUAGCUUGAAGAUUUACUCCAGGCUACAGUUGUCCCUGUUUUUAAUACAAUUCUAUAAAUAAUGCAUUAAAAUGCAUGCAAAAUAUAGUUAUCUGAUGUCUGGAACUGCUCAAUAUAAUGCCCUCAAUUGCUGUCCAUUUAUUCACAGCUUGUUAAGUUUCAUUUGGAUUUGAGCACAUCACUCCCCCAAGCAGUCAACCCCGCAUGAGCACAGCUGUGGCUGGGAGGGGCUAGGAGCCACCCACAAAGCACUAAACUUAGAUGGAUUUUUAACAUAAUAAGAGAUUGUCAAAUCAGAAGGGGCAGUCUUGUAGCUGCAGUAAUUUAAUGAGAUUUCUUCCCUCCAAAUUAUGAAAUUAGAUAUUUUAAAUACAUUGAUACUCAUUGAAGAAAACCAUAAACCUGAGGUAUUAUGCAGAUACAAUAUAUAACCGCCUCCUCUUCUCCCCCCCCUUCCUUUUUGUAUCUUGGUUUUUAGUCUCCUCAUGGACCUGGUGAGAGUUUGCACAAUACAGCUUCUGGAAAACACCUAGGUAAGGGAAUUUAUUUCUAUAUUAUUUGCCCAUGUAAUGUGUUAUUAAAGUUGAACUGGCAGCAAAAGACACAUUCAUUGUAUUGCUAAACAAAGCAUACCUUGUUAUAACAGUAUGUAACUGGCCAUUUUAAAAUAUCAACAGUGACUUGCAUGUUUUUUUUUUGUAAAGUCAGUUUCUCUCUUAACAUGCCCAAACAGUUUUACCCCUGCAAGUGAAAGCUUUUGUAGUUCUGCAGAAUGGCAAUGUUUUUAUUGUGGGAGCUAAAUGUCUCUAGUGCAGCGCUUCCCCAAUUGGUGUUCCACAGAACACAAAUGGGGUUACGCCAAAAUUUCGGAAAACUAAAGGGCCGCAGCGAUAAUUGAGGCGGUCGGUGAGGGAGCUGAGCAGGGGAGAGUGCUCCCUCGCCACCCGCCUCAAUAAUCGCGGCACGCACAGCAGUGAUGCCGGAGCCGUAAUUUGGACGUCACUCCGGCAUCACAAAGAGGCGCGCGAGGGAGUGAAGCAGGAAGAUCAUUGACCCCUCGUCGCCCGCACGCCAGCCGCUCAGCCCAGCAGCCCCACUGAACCCCAGGGACUGCACACCAACCGUUCAGCCCCACUGGACCCCAGGGAAAUAGACUCUCUAUGCCAGCACUCCCAAAGGUGUGUAUCAGUGUGUCAAGGUUUGUGUGUGUGUGUCACUGUGUGUGUUUGUAUGUGCAUAUGUCAGUGUGUAUCUGAGUGUGUGUAUAUUUCACUGUGAAUCGGAGUGUGUGUAUUUGUGAGUUAAGAUGUGUCAGAUACAUUCUCACACACACAGAUCUACAAACACAGAUACACACACCUUGACACAGAUAUAUGCAGAUACACUGUGUGUGUAUCUGUCUGCUACUAUGUGCCUGUGUGUGUGUGUGUGUGUGCGUGCAUCUGUGUGUCAGAUUCAUACACACAGGCACAUACAAACACAGAUACACUUACUUUGACACGCGGAUACACACUGUGUAUCUGUGGGCCACUAUACAUACAUACACACACACACACACACAGGUACAAAAAACAGUGCAAAUUUGUUUAAAAAAAAAAAAAAUGUCACACAGACAGCCGCCAGUAGAGCCGAUUCCAAUGAAAUGGCAGAGUAAAAACCAGCCCACAAAAUGGCAGUGAUUUUUACUUGGCCAUCUCAUUCCUCCCCACCCCCCCCGGUUAGUGGUUGACUUUGCUUAGAAGCGAUUUGAUGUAUACCAGGUAUCCUCAGUAGGGUCUAUAGAUAGGACAAGGGGCACAUGGACAUUGCCCACACCUUGCCUUCACCCCUAUGGUCCAGCCACGACGAUACAACCGGUGGGUCAAAUUGGUCCUUUUACACUUUACAAUAUGCUUUAUAGUCUAUGCUGAUCUCAUUCCCUGCAGAGUCGUGCAAAACUACCGCUAUCUAUGCUAUUAGUGGAUUAACCCCUAUUGUUUCCCUAGACCUUGAUUCAUACACCAUCACAGGGCUUAUCACUAUCACUUACGAUGACUAACGCGACUACAAAAAAAAAAGAAAUUGGUGCAAUAUUACCUGACAAUGUAUUAUUUUGUUACGACUUAAUUUGCUUACUUGCGUUUCUCAAACCAGUCCUCAAGAUCCACCAACAGUCCAGGUUUUGUUAGUAUCUCCAUUGGAAUAGAACAGGGAAAUACAUAAAUCUUGGACUGUUGGUGGGCCAUGAGGACUCUGCCUUUGUCUGGUUAAGAAUCACUUUGCCUGAAGAGACCAAUUAGUAUUUUGCAAUUACAUAGUUAUUGUGCUAAUGGAUGUUUGGUGUUUUUUUUUUUUUAAUUAUUGAUUUACCUGGGGGACCAAGGCACCCCAUUUAUAAAUUGUCUUGGUGGUGGCAGCGUUAAAAUAGUAAUAGUUCUAUUAUUAUGUUUAAGUGUGGGUUGUGUUAAGGGGGAUUUUUGUCAUUAUUUCCAUUCUAGUGCAGACAAAUGGUGAACUAUAACCCUUUCACCACCACAACUACGUCACGCAAACUCUUAUAUUAGGGUGCGUUCAUAACAUCCACCACUUGAUUAUUUUUUUAUUAUUAUUAUUUAUUUAUAUUUUUUAUUAACAUACUCUCUUAUUGUUAAUCCUUUUUGGCCUGGUAAACAAACCCGAUCAUCAAAACUGGACCUCUUUGGUUUGAGGAAACAAAAAUAGACUCCACUAUUUAACUCUAUCUGCGGACAUGUUGGAAAAAAUCAUGGUUUUUUGUAAGUGCAUAUGGCCUUUCUAACUCUCUCUUUAUAUUACCGUUUACAGUUGAAGCCACACAUCUCUUCCCUCCUGUCAAAUCUACACUUCGUAACAAGAAGAAGCCCACAAAGCACUGUUUCUUUUGUAGAAAGAAAACCGGAUUGGCAACAAGUUUUGAUUGCAGGUAAUUAACCAUAUAACAGCUUUUCUUUUUGUACUUAGUCAACAGCUCUAGCCAUUGGCAAAUUAAAAUUUAGCCCUGGCAGAUUGUGCCAUACGCCCUACAGACUUGCAGUGGUUAGUAGCAUUGGACUUAAAAAUGUAAGCCCUGGUUUAGUCUAUUCUGCAGGGUACUUAUGUAUUUAUUUGUUUUUGGUCUAUGCUUCAAUGGUAUGACUGGGUUCGUGUGUCAAGAGAAAGUUAUUUCAGUUGUGAUGAUCAGCAGCACUAUAAUGUAAGAGACUGAGUAGAGACCAGGUAGAAACUAUAUAGCUGAACUACAAAAUCUUACUUGUUACUGUUCUUGGCAGUGCUAAACAACAAUAAACAAAUUAAUGAUCAACCAGGAAUGGUUUGUCUUGACAUGGAUGAAGUCUUUCUUUUAUAAGACAAGACUCAAACUGAAUUAAGUCUUAUACACUGACCAGCCACAACCUUAAAACCACUGGCAGGUGAAGUAAAUAUCAUUGAUUAGAUCAAAACAAUGGCACCUGUCAAGGGGUGGGACAUAUUAGGCAGCAGGUGAACCGUCUGUUCUUGAAUUUCAUGCGUUGGAAGCAGGAAAAAGGGGCAAGCAUACAAUCUGAGUGAAUUUGACAAGGGCCCAAUUGUGAUGGCUAGAACCCCUCAGAUCAUCUCCAAAAUGGCAAACUGGUGCAAGGAAGGACAGCCAGUAAACCGGCAUCAGGGUCAUUGGCACUCAAGGCUCAUUGAUGCACAUGCAGAGCAAAGGAUACCCCGUCUGGUCCGCUCACACAGAACAGCUACUGUAGCUCAAUCUCCUGAAAAAUACAGGGAGUGCAGAAUUAUUAGGCAAAUGAGUAUUUUGACCACAUCAUCCUCUUUAUGCAUGUUGUCUUACUCCAAGCUGUAUAGGCUCGAAAGCCUACUACCAAUUAAGCAUAUUAGGUGAUGUGCAUCUCUGUAAUGAGAAGGGGUGUGGUCUAAUGACAUCAACACCCUAUAUCAGGUGUGCAUAAUUAUUAGGCAAUUUCCUUUCCUUUGGCAAAAUGGGUCAAAAGAAGGACUUGACAGGCUCAGAAAAGUCAAAAAUAGUGAGAUAUCUUGCAGAGGGAUGCAGCACUCUUAAAAUUGCAAAGCUUCUGAAGCGUGAUCAUCGAACAAUCAAGCGUUUCAUUCAAAAUAGUCAACAGGGUCGCAAGAAGCGUGUGGAAAAACCAAGGCGCAAAAUAACUGCCCAUGAACUGAGAAAAGUCAAGCGUGCAGCUGCCACGAUGCCACUUGCCACCAGUUUGGCCAUAUUUCAGAGCUGCAACAUCACUGGAGUGCCCAAAAGCACAAGGUGUGCAAUACUCAGAGACAUGGCCAAGGUAAGAAAGGCUGAAAGACGACCACCACUGAACAAGACACACAAGCUGAAACGUCAAGACUGGGCCAAGAAAUAUCUCAAGACUGAUUUUUCUAAGGUUUUAUGGACUGAUGAAAUGAGAGUGAGUCUUGAUGGGACAGAUGGAUGGGCCCGUGGCUGGAUUUGUAAAGGGCAGAGAGCUCCAGUCCGACUCAGACGCCAGCAAGGUGGAGGUGGAGUACUGGUUUGGGCUGGUAUCAUCAAAGAUGAGCUUGUGGGGCCUUUUCGGGUUGAGGAUGGAGUCAAGCUCAACUCCCAGUCCUACUGCCAGUUCCUGGAAGACACCUUCUUCAAGCAGUGGUACAGGAAGAAGUCUGCAUCCUUCAAGAAAAACAUGAUUUUCAUGCAGGACAAUGCUCCAUCACACGCGUCCAAGUACUCCACAGCGUGGCUGGCAAGAAAGGGUAUAAAAGAAGAAAAUCUAAUGACAUGGCCUCCUUGUUCACCUGAUCUGAACCCCAUUGAGAACCUGUGGUCCAUCAUCAAAUGUGAGAUUUACAAGGAGGGAAAACAGUACACCUCUCUGAACAGUGUCUGGGAGGCUGUGGUUGCUGCUGCACGCAAUGUUGAUGGUGAACAGAUCAAAACACUGACAGAAUCCAUGGAUGGCAGGCUUUUGAGUGUCCUUGCAAAGAAAGGUGGCUAUAUUGGUCACUGAUUUGUUUUUGUUUUGUUUUUGAAUGUCAGAAAUGUAUAUUUGUGAAUGUUGAGAUGUUAUAUUGGUUUCACUGGUAAUAAUAAAUAAUUGAAAUGGGUAUAUAUUUGUUUUUUGUUAAGUUGCCUAAUAAUUAUGCACAGUAAUAGUCACCUGCACACACAGAUAUCCCCCUAACAUAGCUAUAACUAAAAACAAACUAAAAACUACUUCCAAAAAUAUUCAGCUUUGAUAUUAAUGAGUUUUUUGGGUUCAUUGAGAACAUGGUUGUUGUUCAAUAAUAAAAUUAAUCCUCAAAAAUACAACUUGCCUAAUAAAUCUGCACUCCCUGUAUAAUGCUGUCCGUGAUAGAAAUGUGUCAGAACACACAGUGCAUUGCAUUAUUGGGUGUAUGGGGCUUCAUAGCUGCAGACUGGUCAUAGUGCCUAUAAAGACCCCUGUCCACUGCAAAAAGCGUCUUUAAUGGGGACCUGAGAGGGAGAACUGCACUAUAGAGCAAUGGAAGAAGGGUGACUGGACUGACUUGCGUUGUCGUUUUGAUCAGAUUGAUGGCAAGAUGUUUGUGCGUUGUUUACCUGGCGAAGAUAGCAGCAGGAUGCACUAUGGGAAGAAGGCAGUGUUAUGUUCUGGACAUUAUUCUGCUGGGAAACCUGGGGUCCUGGCAUUCACGCGGAUGUUACUUUGACACGUACCUCCUAUCUAGAGAUUAUUGGAGAUUAAGUUCACCCCGUCAUGGCAAUGGUGUUCCCUAAUGACAGUGGUCUCUUUCAGUGUAAUAAUGCACUCUGCCACACUGCAAAAAGUGAUCAGGAAUGGUUUAAGGGACAUGACAAAGAGUUGAAGGCAUGACCUUGGCCUCCAAAUCCCCAAUACAAUUAAGUAGUUGUGGAAGGUGCUGGAAACAAGUCCUAUCCAUGGAAGCAUUUAAAGGAUCUCCUGGUAAUGUCUUAAACCAGAUUCCACAGGACUUGUUCAGAGGUCUUGUGGAGUUCAUGCUUCGAAACAUCAAAGCUGUUUUUGGCAGGACAAGGGAGUCCUACAUGAUGUUGGGCAGGUGGUUUUGAUGAGGCUGCACAGUGUAGUCUUAAAGUGUAUUACAUGCAAGCAGACUUAAUUGCAAUACCCUACCAGAUAAAUGUGACAUCAGUGGCAACAUUUCAAUUGGUACUAGACUUCUUGGUGGCUGUACUUGUAAUUCAGUUGGUGCUAAAGCACAUUACUGCAGUUAUUGAUGCAAAGAGUCUUUGGGUAAUGUUCGGGGGUUUUUGUUUUUUUUGUGUAAAUUUUUCUUAAUCUCUUCCAGAUGUGGGAAUAACUUCUGUGCAACGCACCGCUAUGCAGAAACUCACAACUGUUCAUAUGACUACAAGACUGCGGGAAGACAAUAUUUGCAAGAGGCAUGUCCUGUUGUCACUGCACCAAAACUUCCCAAAAUCUAA